AUGACCAGAAGAGUAGUAGCAUUGGUUUUAGCAGCAGUUGCGUUUAUAGCACGCACAAAGGGAAGCAUGCUGGAAUCUAUCGGAGUGCCUGCGCCGCCCUCGCGCAUGGAGGCAGCGCCUGGCCAUCGCCCGCAUGUCCAAACAGAGCCUUUGGCGCACGUGGCCCCCGAAGAUAUAGAGCACAUAGACAGCGCUGUAAAGUCAGGCCUGGGUGCGGCAGCAAGAAAAUACAGCAGCAAAAAGCAGGAAAGGACAAAACGAGAGGUCGGCCUGCACCAUCCAGGAGGUCUGCACGCCGAGAACAUAGCAAACAUAAUAGACGGAAGGCUGAAGGCUGGAGACCAGAACUAUUCUGCGAAUCUGCGGGAGCUGCUUGGGCGCAUAAAAACCCACAGAGAAAACGAAAUAGUGCAGAUCAAAGUGCAUAUAUCCAGCAUAGUGAGGAGGAAGCGCUUGAUAGACAAAAACGGCAGGCUUAACUGGGGGGCCAUUCUAACAGCUCGGCUGCCUGACAGCCUGUCCGAGGAGUUUUCCAGCCUCCCAGCCAUAAAAGAGCAAGGCCUGCAAAGUCCUUUGGAUAGCGCGGCCAGCUCCGCAAUAAACAGCGCCAACAUAAAGUACAUACAAAGCUUGUGCAGCUCUGCCAGCGCGGCAGAGCUCGAGGCGGAAAUCAAGGAAAUCGAAAAGUUUAUGUUCCACGAGCUGAAGUUCCUUAUGGGCGCGGUGUACUUGAUUGAGGAAAAAAUUUCGGAUGUGCAUUUUAUGCACAACACGCCAAACACUGUGCAGGCGCUGAAGGAAAAGUAUACAGAGCUCAUGAACAGCGUCAGGCGCGAAAAAAGCGUGGUGUUUUCAAAGAUCAACACGGCGGCUGCCGAAAACAAUCUGCAGAGCUCUUGCACAGACGUAACGAGCUACUUGAUACAACUCAGCCAGAAAAUAGCCGACUUUAUUGGAAGCCUAAGAAGGUCGCACAGCUGGCUGGUUUCUUUCUUUAAGAGCCAGCUUACAAGCUAUUUGGAGAAGCAGCCAACCCUAUCAAGCCAAGGGAAUAUGUACAACCAAAGACACAUGCUGGACGUGAGCAUAAACUAUUUGCAGAGCGUGAAGAGCAUGCUAGAAGUGGAUCUGCAGCAGGUCUUGUUUGCAGAAAGCUUUCUAAACGCACAGGAAAAAGCCGGCCAGCGCGCAGGGGCUCCCCUGAACAGAAGCGAGCUAGCAGCAUAUCACUCAACAAACAACAUGAACACGGGCUUCAUGAGCACAUACAUGUUCAAUGACCCUGGCUUGAGCUUCUUGACUAGCGACAGCGAUACAAGCCACAAAAGCCCGAUAGGCAGCCCUCCGCAUAGCAACCACCGCAAACCGGCCGCGCUGAGCAUGCCCCACAGGGGCCCAACAGCCCCUUACCCUACCAGCACCCACGCCACAACCCACGCCAGGCCCCAGCUAACUCCGCCGCAGCCUGCGCCCGAGCCCUACAUAGAGGAAAUGACCAAACUGCGUGAAAGAUUUUACCGGGCUGCGGCAAAGCUGAGGGCCGAUUUUGGUGAGAACAGCGAGAAAAAUGUCUUAAAAGACUUUUUGGAGGAAAUAAGCAAGCCUUCGCACGGGAUUCAAGAAGCGCAGAAUUUUGUUUCGCUGCUAGAAAACGCGCUGGGCCUCGGCCAAACGGAGCGCGCGCAGGACCUGUAUGCCGCGCUUGUAAACUGGGAGACUCUUGCCGAGGAGAAAAAGCCGGAGGAUCUUCAGCAGAAAAAGGCGCUCGAGAGCGAACUCCAAGCCUAUGCAGCGAAAAAGUUGGAGGCGGAAAAAGCUCUGCAAAGGGCGAUUAAAGCAAACGAGGCCGAGGCAAACAAAAGGAAGAGCGCGGAGAUAUGGGCAGAGGCUUUUCUCAGCGAGAAAAGAACCAAGCUGGCAGAGUUAACUGCAAAGGAAGAGAAGGCAGCCGUUCAGCUGAGAAGCAAGCAAAGCGACCUUAAAAAAGCGCAUGACACAGAGGCCGGGCUGGAAAAGAAAAUCCAGGACAUUACUAAGCAGAUGGAGGCGAUUGGUGUCCAGCAAAGAAAACCUGCUGCCACAAAAGACCUGGACAAGGCCCAAAGCGACAGCCUCGAUCUGAGCAUCCAGAAAGAGAAGCUAUCUGAAAAACUAGAGAAGGCUGUGGCCGCAGUGAACGCAUACAAGCUGCUGGAAAAAAAGCUAGAAAAGCACACCCAGCUUGUAGAUGUGCUGCAGCACAUGCUAUGCACCUUUGAAAAGCCUUUUGAAACGGCGGUGGGUAAUAAGAAAAAGCGCGCCGAGUGUGCAGAGGCCGCGCACAAUCUGGCAGAAAAAGGCGAUUUGCUGAAGCAGGCACAGGACUUUGUUGACGUGCUGUGGAAGGGCAGCUCCAGCAAGCCGUCCAAAGAAAACAUAAAAAGCGCGCUAAACCUGUACGAAAGCAGCCAAGCCUAUCAGCAGCACGCCGAAAACGUCACAAGCCAGGUGAAUGACUGCACGCACAAAAAGCAAGACGCCAAGCAGGAAAAUUUAGUGCUGAAUCUAAAGCUGAAAAAAAAUGACGCAGAUGAACUUUUGAUGAAUUCGCGAAUCUUGAAUAUGCAGGUAGCCAUAGAAAGCAUAGAGAACGAGAAGAGUCAGCAGAGAGAGCUGAACGAAGCACAGCAAAAAGAGCGCACUGAGAAAGAAGCGCAUCAGGCCGAGCUGAAAAAGCUGCUCGAGCGUGUUGCGGGGCUGACGGGGGUUCCUGCUGAGCAGCUGGGCGCGUGCGCCGGGGAGCCGGUGGGCGCUGAGGCGCUGGCCACGUGCACAGAGCAUGUGCUAAGCCAGAUUAAAAAAACAAUGCGCGAAAUUGACCAGCUGACAGACGACACAAAAAGGGCAGAAGACGAGCUGGCGGCCUGCGAGAAGAAAAAGGCCUUGUAUGAAAUGAAGUCCCUUUAG
Messenger RNA from Nematocida major, 2946 nucleotides. RefSeq lists its product as uncharacterized. NCBI's taxonomy places the organism in Eukaryota, Fungi, Microsporidia. Bases 1 to 2946 code for a protein of 981 amino acids. The record is from RefSeq and is a predicted model, not a curated record. The transcript has a single exon.